Messenger RNA from Ogataea polymorpha, 2118 nucleotides. RefSeq lists its product as uncharacterized. The transcript has a single exon. The coding region runs from base 929 to 2083 and encodes 384 amino acids. Gene Ontology annotation, biological process: peroxisome fission; regulation of peroxisome size. The record is from RefSeq and is a predicted model, not a curated record. NCBI's taxonomy places the organism in Eukaryota, Fungi, Ascomycota, Pichiomycetes, Pichiales, Pichiaceae. Gene Ontology annotation, cellular component: peroxisomal membrane.
ACUUAUUUAUUUAUGACUGAAGAGAAAAAGAGAAAGCUGGAUGUGAACGGCACUUCUCGUCGUUUUGCCGAAGUCAGACGCAUCACCAACGAAACCAAAAUCCAGGUUGUUCUAAGUCUGGAUGGAGGCUUCAUCUCAUGCAAAGACUCCAUUUUGGACAAGGAGUACGCUCACGCCUCGCAAGCGACCUCGGCACAAGUGAUUUCUAUCAACACCGGUAUUGGAUUUCUGGACCAUAUGAUCCAUGCUCUGGCCAAACACUCGGGAUGGUCUUUAAUCGUCGAGUGCAAGGGAGACCUCCAUAUAGACGACCACCAUUCGGCCGAGGACGUUGCUAUUGCCUUGGGCGAAACGUUCAAAAAAGCACUUGGUCCUGUGAAAGGAAUGAAACGGUUCGGAUACGCCUACGCUCCUCUGGACGAGGCUCUAAGUAGAGCUGUGGUGGAUCUCUCAAACAGACCGUACGCCGUGAUCGAGCUGGGGCUCAAGAGGGAAAAAAUAGGAGACUUGAGCUGCGAGAUGAUACCGCAUGUUCUAGAGAGUUUUGCUACCAGCGCACACAUAACAUUGCACGUGGACUGCAUCCGGGGUUUCAACGAUCAUCACCGUAGCGAGAGCGCAUUCAAGGCGCUGGCGGUCGCGAUCAGAGAGGCGAUUUCGUACACGGGACGAGACGACGUUCCUAGCACGAAAGGUGUGCUCAUGUAAUAGACCGGUGCGGGGUGUGCUGACGAUAAAAAAAUCAAUUCCGCGCACGAUUGCUUGAUAUAGACUAUAUUAUUUGAAACGGAAAAUAGGCGAAAGUAUGUCGUUUAACGACGAUCUUUAUAGGGAGGGGGGUGCUUUGGGAGUUUACUCGUAUUACUGCCAGACGAAAAAGGAGAACUUCAACAAAGUCAGGUUGACAUCUCCGAUAAGAGGACAAACCAUGACUAGCGUUAACGGGGGACAUCCAACUCCUUCGAGACUACAAACUCCCGUUUCUAUGAACCGCAUGCCACGCCUAGACAUUAUGAGUCCCCACCCGAUUGAAGAAGACCUCGUGAUACCCGACAAGGAGCUGGUUGCGGAUGCAAUGCAGCGAAAGCCUCUGAUCAGGCCCUCCAACCUGGAUCUGUGGAUCAGAGUGAUGUCGCAGCUGGCAGGCAAGGACAAAGUUGGCAAAUGCAUUCAAUACGGACUACGGAUACUGAUUGCCUAUUCCAUUAGAGCUCGCAAAACACAGUUUCUCAACAACUUCAAGCUGACAGGCGUAGAUUUCAACGGGAAGACUCAGGAUGUGCUUCGACAGCUUGUUGUGCGGCCAGAACUGAUAGUGGUGUUGUUUCUGGGCCAAUUCGAGGCCAGGUUCGUCGGGCUCACCAAAAUGCUCUCGGUUUACAGGCAGAUGCUGCGGGCCGGUACUGUGCCAACGAAAGUCCUCAAGAUGUUGUCCCGAAUCUCGGAAACUGUGGGUCUUUUGCAGUCGUCAGAAAAGGCAUCCACGAAACUGCAGCGAUUGAAGUCUGACUGGUGCAACUUCAAGUCGUUGGGUGAAAUUUGCGCGCUUUAUUACGCUUGGUUUGACGAGUCUCUGCUCGCGUACAAGAUCGGUCUUCUGGACGAGAAGACGACUCCCAACUACCGCAAAUUUGCCGUCCGACAUGAGGCGCUCGCCUGGUACACAAACAUCAUACUGGGACUUCGUGCACAGUUCGAGAAGCUGUCCCAGCUGAGCAAUAAAGAAAACUCUUUAAAGAUCAACUACCAAGUUAAACAGCGCGCCAAACGGCUCGUUUCCACGAUCAAACCGGACCAGUCCCCGAUAUCUCUGUAUGGGCCACUGGAAGUCACAGAUACCAAGACACAACUGCAGUACUCUACAGAGCUGAAGAAAAUCUCCAAGGAAAAAUACAUGGUGCAGCUCGAGAUCCUCAAGCUGCUAUGCGAUUUCGCCUAUGAUACAGUCAACGUGUUCCAUUUGAAGAUUGACGAGCCCUUGCAUCUUCUUUUCGGGCUUGGAGCAGGAGCGAUUUCCUUGUCGAAAAUAUGGAUAGCCGAAAAAGAGAAGACGGAAAAGGAGCUAAAUCCCUGCCUGAAUUGAUAAAAAUAAUUAAGUUAAUUAAUUUUUGUCCCCCC